AUGGCAAUUCAACGAAGAUUUGAAAAUUUAUCUGAUGAUGUUACUGAACAAUUACAGAAUGCUGCUGCCAAAUUUUCAGUACUUUUCUCUAGCAGCUGGAUGAGUCAACAGAUAUUACUUCAACAGCUCGGUUUCAUUUGUUUGUCAGAGGAAUUUCUGAAAAUUUUGAGUAUCACUACCGAUGGAGCUCCAGCCAUGAUUGGAAUUCAGAAUGGCAUGGUGAUUCUCCUGGGAAACCAUUUGGAUGAUAGAGGAAAAGAUUUGCUUGGGCAAUUUAAGGAAAUCCUAGAACACCCAGAUGCACCACGUAGUGAUCUUGUGUAUUACUCUGGAGUUAGAUGGUUGAGCCAUGGAGAGGCUUUGAAAAGGUUUGCUGAUUUGAUUGAUGAAAUAAUACCAUUCAUUGAAGGAAAGGGCAAGCAAACUAGGAUUUUAAAGGAACCAUCUUUCAAGUGUGACUUGGCAUUUUUAGUGGAUGUGACAGCCCAUCUGAAUGACCUAAACAAAAAAUUGAUGGGGAAAACCAAUUCAUCAAUCACCUGGCGAAUGAAAUACAGUAGAAGUCCAGAAAUUUGCAAAGCUUGGGACCAGCGGGAUCCAUUUUCUGUUGUGAAAGAAGCUGCAGAAGAUUUUCAAAUAGAACUUAUCGAUUUACAAAAUUCUGACUUAUGCAAAUCCAGAUUCUGUGAUUUAGAUAUUCUGGACUUUUAUAGAACUCUACCUGCCGAAUUUUUGUGCUUAAAAAAUAAUGCAAGCAGAUGUGCUAGCAUGUUUGGUAGUACUUAUAUAUGUGAACAAACAUUUUCUCUUAUGAAUCUAAAGAAGUCAAAAUUAAGAAAUAAACUGACAGAUCAGCACGUGCAAUCUAUCGUAAUACGUGAUGUUGAAAAUUAUCGUUUCACUGUAAGCAGUAGUUCAGAAGAUGAAGAUGAAAAUCAGAGUAUAAUCUCAGAAGCUUCUGGAUCAAGCACUCGUGAAGAAAAUUCUGAAAAACUGAAUGGAAAACAUGAUUUAGAAAUAACUGAUGAGCAACAUGAUGGGUCUUUAAGAAAGAAAAGUAGAUUAUUUAGACCUCCAACUAUAAAUAAAGAAGACAUUAUAAGAUUUGUGGAGGAUGCGAAGAAACAGUCUAUGUACGGAUCUGAUAAUCACAAUGAUGAAUCCAAUGAAGAUGAAAAAAACAAGAAAGAAAAUUUGCGAUCCAGCAGUAAAACUAAACAAAGGAAACAUCAUAGAUAUAGAUCAAGUGAUUCAGAUUCAGGUGGCAAAAUAAAAAUUAAAUAUCCAAGAGAAAGGUCACCAUGCAGCAGUAAAACUAGAUAUAAAUAUUACCCAGAGGAUGCUUCAGUGUAUGGUGAAUCAUCACGUAGCCUGUCAGGGGCUCGAUCUGUGUAUGACGAUGAUGGAGAAUCUGUAUAUCGAGGUUUUGGUAGCUAUUUUUGUGAGGCUUGUCAACUCAAUUUAAAUAGUGAAGUUACAUUCCAAACCCAUAUGGAAGGGAAACGACAUAAAAAGAAUGAGAAACACUUGGAAGAAUUAGCAUUAACAUCAAUUGCUGACAAGAUGCCUGAUAAGCUGUUGCAAGCGUCUGGUCAAGCACAGCGUUAUCCUGUGAAUGAAAGAUCUGUUGUUCAGAAUGUUAUUGAUGAUCAAGAGUAUCCAUGCCCAGGAGUGUCAUACGUCACUGAAACUAGAAUGCAGAAUGGGCCACCAUCGUAUAAGUGUAAUUUGUGUGAUGCACAAUUAAGUAUUCAAACUUUAAUGCCACAUUUGAAAGGUUUUAAACAUCUUCUUGCAUGUCUGGAACGCUAUGAAUAUUCUACAUAUAGAAGACUCAAGGACCGAAAACGCUCUCAUGUUGAGGAAGUUUUAAGGGAGGCACUCGAAAGAAUUGAACACAUCCACGGAAGAGGAGUCGUUCGUGUAGAAGAAGAAUUGCAGGAAACUGAACCAAGUUAUGAUGAAAUGAUUGAUGAAGCUGGUAUUGAUCCAUCUCGACCAGAUUUCUAUUGUGCAUUGUGUGAUGCACAUAUGAAUAAUAAAAAUAUGUGGCAAGCACAUAUUACGGGCAAAAGGCAUUUAAAGAACAUGAGAAAGCAAGCUAUGAGUCCAGCUCAGAAGAGCAGUGAACAGACUAAAAUUUCUAGUAAACCUGCAAAAUUGAUGAGUUCUUUAGCAAAAAUUGAUGAACCAAUUGUUGGACUUGAUUAUAUUCGAGAAACGCAGAUCCCUGGCAUUGGCGAAAAUUAUAGUUGUUUCCUAUGUGGAGCUAGCUGCUCUUCAAAGGAUAUAAUUGAACAUCUUCUGCUUACUAAGCAUAGGAGAAAAUAUCUGGAGAUCAUAAAGCAUCCAGAUUUCCAGUUGAUCUCUUCACUGCAAAUGUCAACAACUUCAAAAGAUCCUCUAAUUAUAGAAGCAUGCAGAAAAGCUUUAUUGCAGCAUGGACCUGGAAAAAUAGAAGUGGUCAUAAAGCAUUCUUAGUUUGAACUCUUAGAUUUUGUAUUCUAAUUUCUUUAAAUCCUAAGGUGAUGAAUGAAAUUUACAUUAAUUUUUUUUCAGUAUUUUUAUUUAAUUUUUUGAAAAGAAUGUAUGUUAAUUAUGUAUGGCUCUUUCAUGUAUUUCUUGUUAUUGACCGUGACAAGAAUGAUAGUGUUUUGCUAAUAAAAUAUUAUGAAAUCAUUUAAGACAGA
Molecule: messenger RNA, 2690 nt
Organism: Stegodyphus dumicola
Lineage: Eukaryota; Metazoa; Arthropoda; Arachnida; Araneae; Eresidae
Cellular component (GO): nucleus; precatalytic spliceosome
Molecular function (GO): single-stranded RNA binding; double-stranded RNA binding; zinc ion binding
Source: RefSeq, a predicted model, not a curated record